Molecule: messenger RNA, 663 nt
Organism: Closterium sp. NIES-65
Lineage: Eukaryota; Viridiplantae; Streptophyta; Zygnematophyceae; Desmidiales; Closteriaceae
Source: the annotation of a GenBank genome assembly
AUGAUUAUUAAAACAUUAGAUAUUUUCCCAGUGUCUCUCCCAUUGGUGCAGAUAGCAGGAGGGCACUGCUACCUGCUCGGGUUGACCUGCGCCAACGAGCCUCACGGCAGGUCUGUCUGGUCCAUUGGCUGUGGUCUGGGCGGCAAGCUAGGCCACGGCACAAAGUACGACGAAUGCCGCCCGAAAGAGAUCGCACACUUUAAAACCCUAGAGUUCGCCCCCACAGCCGUUGCUGCAGGCGCAUGGCAUGCUGCUGCUGUUGCUACUGACGGGAGAGUUGCCACGUGGGGCAAGGAUGACUCGCACGGUUCACGUGGCAAGCUCCGUCCAGCUGUGAAAGCAUGCCACGUGGCAGCAGGGGAUUACACAACGUUUGUGGUGGGGGAGGGCGGCGAGGUGUGGUCGUUUGGGAGCGUGGAGAGCCCGUGUUUGGGGCAUGGCGGCGGGUGGGAGAGGGAGGAGGAGGAGGAAGGGGAGGAGAUAGACGAUGCUGAUCUUCAUGAUAUCGUGUUGCGGCAGCACCGGCGGCGCUAUCGGGAUGUGAUGCAGCCACCCGCGGCGGGUGUCUCUGCUGGAGGAGCGAGCUACCCACCCACCUGCUUCUCUUACCCCUCUUGCUCUUCCCUCUCCCUUACACUGCCCACUCCCCCCACAUUCUCCUAG